Messenger RNA from Anopheles stephensi (Asian malaria mosquito), 2905 nucleotides. RefSeq names its product zinc finger protein 70-like. The transcript has 2 exons. Gene Ontology annotation, molecular function: zinc ion binding. The record is from RefSeq and is a predicted model, not a curated record. NCBI's taxonomy places the organism in Eukaryota, Metazoa, Arthropoda, Insecta, Diptera, Culicidae. Gene Ontology annotation, cellular component: nucleus. The coding region runs from base 118 to 1320 and encodes 400 amino acids.
CUGUUUACUCGCUAUACGUUACUGAAGGGAGCUGCUGCUUACACCGCCAAUUUGUUUAUAUACAAUACCGAUACCGCUGAUGGUUCCAAGCAAUUGUGAAAAACUCAACUCAAAGUUAUGGCUUUCCUAGCGUCAACCUGCUGCCGACUGUGCCUGAAUAGUCCUCCGUCCGAUUCGCUUGUUUUUUCCAUCUUCGAUACCUUCCAGGGUAAAGUUCUGUCGCAGCUGAUCGAGGAGCUGUUUGCCAUAAAGGUAUUGGAAGAGGAUCGCCUUCGUUCGCUAUGUUUGGAGUGUGUAAACCGUAUAAAUACGGUACACAAGAUCAAGCAGCUGUUCGUAGAAAAUGAUCGCAAGCUGCACGAAUUACAACCAAAUGACCCGCCCUCCAGCGAUCCCUCCUUUGUGGAAGAGUUAGUGUAUGAUGUAUUUUCUGUCGGCAAUGCGGACAGUACAGGCACGCCCGGUGAAGGUUCCUCCGUUGUCCACGAGAUUGCAACACAGGAAAGUAGUAAAGCAGCAGCACCUUCUCCAUCCCAAGCGUCCAUCGACGAGGUAACAAACGAUGGUACCCCUGCGGACCUUUACUUGGACGCAAAAGAUGAGCCAGCACACAGCAGUCCGACAUCACUCGCUGCUGUUGCUCAACCCACUCAGCUGCCACAAAACAAAUGCUACUUUUGUGGAGUAAUAUUCGAAAGCCAGAUACAAUUUAUCCACCAUCUACCGAGCCACUUUGACGAUGUACCCUACACCUGUCUGGAAUGCGAUGGGCUGGUGUUUAAAACGGUCCGCGAAGCAAGCAAACACAUCUCCUACCACGACGCAAACGAACGUCCGUUCAAGUGUCGCAUCUGCACGCUACGCUUUCCGACGCGCGUUAACAGUUUAACCCACGAACGGAAGAUACAUCGCUUUAAGCUGAAACGGAUGGAAGCAACCAAGGGGAAAGGGCCCGCCAGCAAACAACGAACGUCCGGGCGGCGUAGUACGGCGCAAAAGAAGCAACACAUCACCAAAUCCAGCUCGUCGUCGCCCAAGCAUCCCAUCGCCCAGCACGUGUGCGAAAUAUGUGAUAAAAGGUUUACCGCGAAGAAAAAUCUUACCCGCCAUCUGAUGAUUCACACCGGCGAAAAACCGUUCAAGUGUGAUCGAUGUGACCGAUCGUUUCGACAAGCAGGCGAGAUAAAGAAGCAUCUGUGUCUACACCCGACGAAGCGCGAAAGCACCGAACAGCGACCGACCAUCAAAUCGUCUCCCGGUGACACGGAUUCGAAGUGUACGAAUAAAAGAAGCAGCGUAAAGUGUAUGGUUUCAUGCUAAAAUAUCGGGCAUCGUAUCGCUCCAAGUAGAUUUAUUAUCACUAACGAAUGCAAUUUGGCAUUUUGUUCUACGCGGACACCACGGGAGAACUACGGAGGUAAGUAGUACACACAUUGACGCUCCUACCGACGUAAGUACCUUCGCCUAACAGAUACAGUCAACCCUCGUAUAACGAAUUUCAUUUGAGGACGCUAGGACAACAAAUCUGCUUACACGAAAAAGCAUUUGGAACUAACGUGUGAGGCGCAAUAAGACCGGGAGGACUAAUCAAAUGAUCGGGCCUCUUCAGAAGACUCAGGUUACUCGGAAGACAAGAAUCUUUGGAACAGGGCUCGCCUCUUGGCUGCCGGAAAUGCCAAUCACUUAUUUAAAAUUUCUCGCGAUUAGUAGGAAACCACACGUUAUAAGGGGGUUGACUGUGCAAACUUAACGUAUCGUAAACAGGCAUAACAAAAAGCAUCCACAUCCAAACUCCAGUCGCCAUGGUUUGGCGCGCUUAACGUUAACAGCGUUGUUGGCGAAAGUCGGCACAUGGCCGCACGCAUCGGAAGAUUUGCAAUCCUUUUUCUACUCCAUUUACUACAUAACUUUGGCGUCUCUCACGUCCCAUUAACAAACAGUCUCGUUCUGCAUUCAUUCUUGCCUACAUCAAAUACUGUGCUUAUUGCUCUAGAUGGGUGCGACAGGAAAGGAAGUGCGAGAGUGUUAACUUUCCUACGAGAGGCGAAUGAGGUCUCGGAGACCCGUAGGCUCUAUAAAUAAACGAAUAUAACUUUCCUAACGCCAACUCGUGAGAAACGGAAAUCGGAGACUUCGUACUUCACUCGAUAUCUCCUUCAAAGAAAUACCUUUCUUUGAACUUAUAACCCUGUACUCAGUGUGGAAAAACUGCCAGUAAUUGCCUCACAGCCUGGACAGGUAGAGUUUAGGAUGUUCUCGAGAAGUUUAAGCUUAGAGAUGGCCUUCUCUUAUCUGCCUUGGCACUACAAGCUAGCCACAAGUAGCUGGAUAGUCAGUCCGGCUUAGAGGAGGCGUACAGUGUUUUAAAAAUGACGACAGUUAUCAUUGUCGCUGAUGUUAAACUGAAUUCCGAAGGUGCCUAUUGGGAUAUUUAAGGAUCAAGUGCUUCCCUGGCUGCGGACCAACUAUUAUGAACUUCAAAACAGUAUCCCACAACAGGAUGGCUUAGGGAGAAAAUGAAGAUUUGGUCCAAAGAUCUGUCCUACCUAAUUCAUUCCCACAGCAGUCUGAACCUCAAUACGUUUGAUCAGGGCACAUUGGAGUCCAUGAAAACCUUGAAGUCUAUUAUAACACGGCGCGUGGUAUCUAACUUCCGGAGACUGAAUUCGAAAGGCCUGUUCCAGCCUUCGGCGCCAUUUUGAGAAUUUUGUCCGUAACAAACAUAGAGGGAUAACAUAAACAUACAUUUUCGCUCCUUUUUUCCUGCCACACCCGGCAAUAUUACAACGCGCUUGCUUAGUAAACACUCUACCUAACAAGUACCUCACACUCUACGCGCCCUCGGCCCAUCAACGAUAACAAUACAUUCAAUAUCGAGUAAAAAUGAAGCUAAAAAAGUAAAAAA